AUGCUAAUAGGCAUAACCGGAUCGGGAAAAAGUGCGACCGCCAAUACAAUUCUUGGAAAGGAGGAAUUUCAGUCAAUACCAGGCGCUAAAUCAGUCACAACUAGGUGUCAGUUUGCCGACGUCGAGAUCGCCAAUAGGUCCGUUCUAUUGGUCGACACACCAGGCAUGUUUGAUACAUGUUUUUCAAAUGAGAAGAUCGGAAAGGAGAUCAUGAAAUGCACAGCUCUUACUUCCCCUGGCAUCCAUGCUGUCAUUUUGGUUAUCAGAAUUGGGAGAUAUACAGAGGAAGAAAAACAAACAGUUGAGCUAUUUAAGGAGAACCUUGGACAUGAGCUGACAAAAUACAUGAUGAUUAUCUUUACCGGGAAAGACGACCUCGAAUACGGUGGGAUGACACAAGAAACAUACAUGGAAACAUGUUCAACUUCACUUCAGGAGCUUAUCUCUGAAUGUGGAGGCAGAUUACACUUUUUAAACAACAGAUCUGGUGAAGAACAAAAAGACACGUUUAGGAGGGAGCUGGUAGAUGCCAUUGACACAAUGGUGGAGGAAAAUGGUGGAAGAUGUUACACUAACCAAAUAUUAGAGGAGGCUGAAGCCAUCAUGAAGAAGAAAGAAAACGAACUGAAGAAAGAGAUUGCGAAGGGACGUAGACCAGAACGGAAAAGUUACAGCAACAGUUAG
This is a messenger RNA of Haliotis rubra (blacklip abalone), 684 nucleotides long. RefSeq names its product GTPase IMAP family member 7-like. The record is from RefSeq and is a predicted model, not a curated record. The transcript has a single exon. Gene Ontology annotation, molecular function: GTP binding. Lineage: Eukaryota; Metazoa; Mollusca; Gastropoda; Lepetellida; Haliotidae. Bases 1 to 684 code for a protein of 227 amino acids.